Molecule: messenger RNA, 573 nt
Organism: Diaporthe amygdali
Lineage: Eukaryota; Fungi; Ascomycota; Sordariomycetes; Diaporthales; Diaporthaceae
Product: Calcium-binding protein NCS-1
Exons: 4
Coding region: 1-573 (190 amino acids)
Cellular component (GO): cytosol; intracellular membrane-bounded organelle; membrane
Molecular function (GO): calcium ion binding
Source: RefSeq, a predicted model, not a curated record
AUGGGCAAAUCACAGUCCAAGCUCUCGCAAGAGCAGCUGGCCGAACUGCAAAAGUCCACACACUUUGACAAGAAGGAGCUGCAACAAUGGUAUAAGGGGUUCCUCAAGGACUGCCCCUCGGGCAUGCUCACCAAGGACGAGUUCCAAAAGAUCUACCGGCAAUUCUUCCCCUUUGGCGACCCCUCGAGUUUCGCCGAUUAUGUAUUCAACGUGUUUGACAGCGACAAGUCCGGCACCAUCGACUUCAAGGAGUUCAUCUGCGCGCUGAGCGUCACAUCCCGGGGCAAGAUGGAGGACAAGCUCGACUGGGCAUUCCAGCUCUAUGACAUUGACGGCGACGGCAAGAUCAGCUACGACGAGAUGCUCAAGAUCGUGGAGGCUAUUUACAAGAUGGUCGGCUCUAUGGUUAAGCUGCCGGAAGACGAGGACACACCCGAGAAGCGAGUGAAAAAGAUCUUCCGGAUGAUGGACAAGGACGAGAACGGGAGCCUCGACAUGGAGGAGUUCAAGGAGGGCAGCAAACGCGACGAGACUAUCGUAUCUGCCUUGUCGCUAUAUGACGGCCUAGUCUAG